AUGAUAAUAGCGAAGAAAACCUUAUCCAGCGCUCAAAUCCAAAAUUAUUUGACAAUACCAUUAGGCAGUGAAGAUGAACAAGACUCCUCAGACGCUGAAAAUGAUGAUGACAUUGACGUAAUUCGAUCUACCGUGAACAAACUUUGUGAAACGUUUAACGAUACGGAUGACGAAGAGGAAUCUGUUUCACUGAAUAAGUAUGAAUUCGCUUCACCAUUAUCAGGGUCCUGUGGCAGUGAUAUGCAGCAGCAUAAUCAAAUCCUAGUGGUACAAUUCCUGAUGUCCCAAGUACAUCUAGGUCAACUGCUUCGCGAACACGUCAUUGAACAGUUGUAUCUUCCGCGUCUACUGUGCCAAAAGACGCUGCUCCUACUCCUGCUGUAUCCGUCGUCAGAAAAAAGCGAAAUAUCAUCUGGAGAAAAACAUUUCCAUCUAACAAACCGUGAGUUUUGUGGGCAAACCGAUUUAGAGCCACCGAUUACUGAACUUGAAACUCCAUUGCAAUAUUUCUUGUACUUCUUUGAUGACGAUUUUCUAAGCCAUAUCGUAGAAGAAAUGCAUAAGUUUAGUGUACAGAAAAACCCAUCAAAGCCUUUUUCUACAAGCGUUACAGAGCUGAAAAAGUACAUAGGUAUCUGUCUGCUAAUGGGCAUUGCCCCACUGCCACAUACUCGAAUGUACUGGGAAACUGAAUUAGGUUUGCCAUUGAUAAGAAAUACCAUGUCGGUAAACCAGUUUGAAAAAAUUCGUCAAUAUCUACACUUCAAUGACAAUACCACUCAGUCACCAGCAGGCAUUGCAACACACGAUCGUCUCCAUAAAAUCAGACCUGUGUUAGAAACCCUAAAAAAAUGUCAUAGAUAUCGAUUGCCCUCAAAUUGUUCGCAACUACAAUCACCAUAUGGGUGGAGUUGA
Molecule: messenger RNA, 915 nt
Organism: Parnassius apollo (apollo)
Lineage: Eukaryota; Metazoa; Arthropoda; Insecta; Lepidoptera; Papilionidae
Source: the annotation of a GenBank genome assembly